This is a messenger RNA of Solanum stenotomum, 1118 nucleotides long. RefSeq names its product extensin. NCBI's taxonomy places the organism in Eukaryota, Viridiplantae, Streptophyta, Magnoliopsida, Solanales, Solanaceae. Bases 70 to 777 code for a protein of 235 amino acids. The record is from RefSeq and is a predicted model, not a curated record. The transcript is spliced from 7 exons.
ACAUUUUCCUUCUAACCUAGUCUUAUUGAUUUCUUGCUGAUUGGAAAAUUUAAAAGAAGUGCUACUUCCAUGUCACUGAUAUCUGGCAUCCAAGGCCAACUUCUUGAAGUCACAGUGGUUUGUUGCAAUAAAUUAAAGGAUACUGAAUGGAUUUCAAGACAAGAUCCCUAUGUUUGUCUUGAAUAUGGUAGCACCAAGUUCCGUACUCGUACCUGUACAGAUGGUGGCAAAAAUCCCACAUUUCAAGAGAAAUUCGUGUUUACCCUUAUUGAAGGAUUGCGAGAGAUUAAUGUUGUCGUCUGGAAUAGCAAUACCCUUACUUAUGAUGAUUUUAUCGGAAGCGGAAAGAUUCAACUACAGAAAGUUCUAUCAAUGGGAUAUGAUGAUACUGCUUGGCCAAUCCAGACCAAGACUGGCAGGCAUGCGGGAGAAGUUCGGCUCAUAAUGUUCUAUGCUAAUGCCAAUAAGCCGGCAACAAGUUAUGCUCCAUCAUACACAGCACCACAGCCGCAUACACCUAUGUACUCUGCUCCAUCAUACGCAGCAGCUUAUCAAACACCUUCUCCAUAUCCCGAAUACCCGCCUCAUUCAGCAGCAUAUCCACCAACACCUUAUCCUCCUCCUCAAACAACGGCUUACCCUCCAGUUUAUCCACCGCCUUCAGCAUAUCCUCCCAUGUCUUAUCCACCACAUUCAGCGUAUCCUCACGCGUCUUAUCCACCCCCAACACAGGACUACUCUUAUCCUCCAGGUCCAUAUCCUCCACGACCUUACUGAGGCCACCUUCCUACAUGCUUGGGUUAAGAAUGUGCAUAUAAGUUUAUGGUAAAAGAGACUAAGAAUUGUGCAUACAGAUUUUCACUGAACAGUUAUGCUUAGGCAAUUUCUAUGUUUGUAAAUCAUACAAGGCUUGGAUGACUUGUUUGUGCUAAACUGUUCCAUACAAUCUCAAAAAAGAAAGGAGACUAGCUUAUUAGUUUUGUUGCCUGUCCGUGGGAUAUAAGGAAAUUCUAACCGCGUUUGAUAGUCGAAAAGAGGCCUUGCAGAAGAGUUAUUGUCAUUUCAAGACAUAAUUAAAUUGAAUGAAGAAGCACAUCUAUACUAUAUUUGGACACAAA